Molecule: messenger RNA, 6763 nt
Organism: Conger conger (European conger)
Lineage: Eukaryota; Metazoa; Chordata; Actinopteri; Anguilliformes; Congridae
Exons: 21
Coding region: 1-3495 (1164 amino acids)
Cellular component (GO): myosin complex
Source: RefSeq, a predicted model, not a curated record
AUGAUUGGCCGGUUCGUCAGCCGCUGCGGCGGGGGGGGUUGGGAGUUCCCUCCCGACGGACAGGACAGGAAAAACGUGUUUGGCUCUUUCUCCUCCCUCCUGCCCGCCGCAGGGCGCCGGGUCCGCUCCCUCAGGAGCCUCAGUCUCGCCCUGACAGACAAGUCUCUCCUCGCACCUGAGGAACUGUCUUCAUCCCACACACGUCUGCACACCGCCCGGCAGCGAAGGCAGUGCACACAGACAAAGACUGGCUGGCCUCCUUCAUUGGCUCAGCUGACACAGCUCCUUGAAAACAAGGUGGAAAUCUUCCAGAAGACGGUGUCCACUGAAGAGCAGAGUUCAGAGCACCGGGAUUUCCUUGGGAGCCAUUUUGCCCAGAGUCGAGAACUCUCGUCUCACCUGAGCGACUUACAGAGGAGGACAGAGCAGGAAGUGGGCCGAAUCCAGCAGCAGCUGGGAGAGUUGAGACAGCAGCAGGACGUGCUGACCGUAGAGCUGAGAGACUGUGAAGCCCAGCAGGCUGACACUGAGGCCCUACUGCAGGGAUCCCCCAGCCCUGAGGACAGGACUGCUCUGGUGCGGGUGCAGAGGGAGCUCCAGGAGACCGUCAGGAGGAGGGCCGAGCAGGCGACAGCUCUCAGCUUUCAGGAGGAGGGGCUGAGCGCCCUGCAGGUGAUGCUGGGUGAGGACCUCCAGAGGUACCGGGAGGAGACACAACGUCUGCACGACUUCUCUGAAAAAAUGUCUAACGGGACGCAAGAGGAAAAGCAGCACAACUUUCUGGAGAACAACACGGGAGCCGUGCGCAAGGAGGCUCGAGGAAUCUCAGGAAUCGGCAUGCAGCGGUUCGCCAGUCUCUUUAACGAGCGUGCUACGGUUUUGCCGUGGAAAAGCGUACACCCUAACGGACGGUCCGUCAUCAGGUCUGAGGACAGAGCUAUGCCUGGACAAAGACACAGGACAGGCCCCGGGGCUUCGGGAUCCAACCUAAGACGAGCAGGCAGUGUCAAAGAUCUGAUCCAAAGGUUCUCCGGUCCCGAGAGCGGGCCGACGUCCCCGGGGAGGUCCGCCCCAUCGUCACCGACCGAGUCCCCAGACAUCAGCCGUGGAAGCGGGACACACACAGGGGAGAGCCGCUUAGACUCUGAACUGACUGUGUCUGAGAUAAGACUGGAUACACGCCCUUCCUCGUUGAGUAGCGGGGAUGGGGAAGUGGCCGUCGGACAGGGCCCUUUACCCGCUACGAGGGUGACGCCUCCACUAGAGGGAGCUCAAUCCCACAAGGAACAGGCAACUGGGCGUCCCCGGAACUCAACACACUACAGCUCCAAGAGCGGUUCUGAGAACAUUGGGGGGCUCCUCAACGGAUCGGUGACUGUUGAUGGGGCUGGUUCGGAAUCAGACUUUGAUCCAAGCAAGCAGCCCGAAAGCCCGUCAAUUGAGACGCCAUCAACCCCCAAACCCAAACAGAGCCCCAAAUAUCAGCUGUUCCUGAGCUCGGACGUGAUUGGGAACGGGUCCCCGGACACGGACAGAACGGCCAGAGAGAACGGGCCCAGGACCUCCCACUGGGAGAGCAGCAGCGGGGGCUCCAGAUUCGGUACAAACUACCGCGGCUCUCUGGAAUCUCUGACCUCGCGGGAGUGGGACAACAUGUCGGACCGGGUGGGGGGCGUUGAGAGCCCACGAGUGUUCAACAGUCCCUAUGCAAAAUCCAUCGAUUUUAACCCCAAUUACAGAAUGUCAGAGUUUAAGGAUGUGCUUUCCCCAGCCACAUCAGAGAUCAACCUGUAUACUUACAACAGCAGGAGCAGCAGCCCAGUGAUUGGAUCAAAUGCCACCCGGCAACGCUUCUCUGCUUACGACACCCUACGGAAACGUGAGCGUGAGGUCAUGCCCAAUAUGCAGGUCAUGCCCAAUAUGCAGGGCAUGCCCAACAUGCAGGGCAUGCGGCCAGGUGCUCCCAACAGGCGGGACUUCAUCGAAGAGCUCACCAAGCAGCUGGAUGUCUGUCAGAAGAGGAACCAGUUCCUGGAGGCAGAGAGCAUCGAGAUGGAGAAGGAGCGGAACCAGAUCCGCUUCGAGAUGAGGAACCUGCUGGUGACCAAGGAGGACCUCCUGCGGGCCAACAGCCAGAUGCAGCUGGAGAUGAAGAGGACGAGGGAGAUGAUGGUGGAGCUGCAGAAGGACAACCAGGCGAAGAGUGAUCGCCUCAGGCAGCUAGAGGUGGAGGUGAAAGAGGCCAGAGAGGUGAUGGUGGAGGCCAACACUCAGGAAUUAGCCUUCAACUACCUACAGCAGUCUCUACAGAACAAAAUACAAGAUUCUGAGGAAGGUCUGGAGAAGCAGGCGGAGCAGAUUCAGAUCCUGUCGGAGAAGCUGUGGCAGGCAGAGCGGGCCCUGGAGCAGCGCGAUCUGGACCAUCAAAUGCGGGACAAGAAGAACGCCGACCUGGGCAACACCGUGACGCACCUGGAGUUGCAGCUCGAGGAGGCGCGGCAGGUGUCCAAUAAGGUGUUGGCCGAGACCAGCCUGCUGGAGAAGCUGAAGCGGGAUGCGGAGGCCAGGGUGGAGGAGCUGGAGGAGACCAUGAUGGAGAAGAACCUGGAGCUCCAGAAGUUCCAUCAGACCGUCAGCCGCCUGCAGGGAGAGGUGUCGGGGAAGCUGAUCGAUAAGGAGCGCUCUCUGGAGGAGGAGAUCCAGCUGAGGGAGCGGGCCCAGCUCCAGUGCAAGCAGGCCGAACGGACCCUGGAGGACCUGCGCAUGGAGAUGCAGACCCUGGCCCAGUCGAAGGAGGACGUGGUGAAGCAGCUCAAACAGGCCCAGGAGAGGAUGAUCGACCUGGAGAGUGACCUGGAAGAGAUGCAUGACAACGAGCAGAGGUGGGCCAGCAAGCACAAGCGGGCCCUUGAACAGACUGAGCAGCAGCAGCUGAAGCUGUUGCAGAUGAAGGACUUGACCGAGCAGCGGGAUUGUGAGAAAGCAGUUCUGGAGAGACAGAUCCGGGACCUGCGUGUGGAGGUGCAGGAGCUGCAGAGCUCCAGGGUGCAGGAGGACGUUAUCACCAGGGCUGAAAACAGGGUGAAGGACCUGGAGAACACCAUCCGCACGGAGGAGAGGAAUAAAUUGGCGCUUACGAACGCCAUUGGGAAGCUUGAGAGGAAAAUCUGUGAGCUGACAGAGCAGAUGGACGAGGAACACAAGCUGGCCACAGAGCAGAAGGAUCUGAUGGCACAGCGGAUCCGCUCUCUGAAGCGGCAGCUGAACGAGGUGGAGGAGGAGGCGAGCCGCAAGGAGACACAAUACCGCCACACCGCCAGGGAGCUGGCGGACGAGAGGGAGACGUCCGCCCGGCUGCAGAAACAACUGCUGGACCAGCACCUUAAGACCAAGCGGAGUGAGGCCCUGUCGGUGAGACAGACGCUGGACAACCUCCGAUUGGACCUGAGCGAUGACGACGAGCCGGAAACACUGGGUAUAUCCAGUGCUGUCUAAGGCGUCAGAACCGGGCCUGUUCUCCACCGACCAGUCACAUCCUACCCAGUACCUGCAGACCACUGCAGAACCAGCCAAUGAGCAUGUGCAAUAUGCUGACCCAAAAUCUUCACCAUUAUCCAAACAUAUGACAGAAAAUUAUUUGGAGUGAUCUAUGAUUAUCAGGUUUCAAAGUUUGGUAUGUUAGAGGAGGUAGGAGUUACGGGGGGGAAAAAAAACAUAUUUUAUCUUCAUUUCCUGCCUGUUUGUGUAUUCAUUUUUCUUGUUACACCACUGAAAUGGUUGUAUUUAAGGGAGAUAAUCAGGUUCAUUGAAGCCAUUAGGGUUGGCUUCAUGAUUACUGAAAAAUAAGCUUAUUUUAUUUUUGCAGGGAUAUGUACGUAUUUUCUUGUACUCUGUAAUUGGAUGUAAUGGGAAAGGGAGAUUGAUAUUUUGAUAUUGUCAGUUUUUUUAACUCUACAGAUAAUGGAGAGGUCUUCAUCUGCCUCACUCUGGGUAUUACAGUAUGUUUGCCUGGGUUACCCAUGAAUAUGCGUAUGUACAAUAGCUUCUUUAGAUUUCUGAAAUAUUUUGAAAUAGGAUUCAAAUGUAAAGCAUUGCAGAGGAGCAGUUCUGUGAUUCGGGACUUCCUAAGACACUGGACAUCUGAUUCGGACGGAUUAACCACCCAUUUGGCAUUGUGGAGUACUAGAAGAAGGAGAGAAAAGUCCUCUGUUGGGCACAUGAGAACUUACAGUUCAUGGAUGUGGACAAGUGGAGUUCUACCACACUGCUCCACAGGAAGUUGAGUCUUUGGGACCACACGCACGUUCGGUGGAGCAGAGUCUUUGGGACCACACGCACGUUCGGUGGAACAGACUAAACGGACAGUGAUGCGCAAACUCUGACACAGUGCAGCCAUAUAUAAACACACUACGGGGAGAGGGUGAAAUAAUGGGUCUGUAUCUUAUUUUCAUGUCACUAAACUCUCUGUAUGGAGAGACGGUGUUCCCCUGAAGAAGAACAUAGAGUCCACAGCCGUGGAUUGUAAGAUAAAUGAAUGUAUUUUGAGUAUUUUGGGAAGAUUUGGUGUAUAUUACGAGCCACUUCAUCUGUUAGACUUAAGAUCCUGAAAAGGUUGAAAGCUGCAAAAAAUUUGCCUGUGUGAACCUUCUGCUUUCUGUUUACAGUACGUCGGCAUUGAGCCCAGCUUACCAUUUGUAUAAAUCAAGUCGAGGUGUUUCUUGUGGUACUCCUGACAGUACCACUGCCUUUAAUAGAUUUACAUUUAACAUCAGAUGUACACUGGCAACACUAUUCCCCUGCACUAUCAUGCAUUUGAUGGAAGGAAGUGGUUUAUUUAAUGUAUGAAAGCAACUUUCAAUAUAUUUUAUCUUCUGUCAACCAAGCUCUCUAACCUGUCAAUUUACAUGUACAGGAUAUCUUGCAAAUAAUUCUAACACUAUUUUCUGUUUUGUACCAUUGUAGCAGAUAUUUUGUGUUUGGCUGGGUAUGGUUGUGAUUUUAUAUCUGUAUAUGUUGAUUUAGGGUGGGUGUACAUUACGCAUUUUGCAUUAAGUACUGAAAGCCCAUGUGUUUUCAAUACCACAAAUAACCACAAUUGUACAUUCACACAUAUAGUCAAAUGUCGAAAAACAACUGAUUUAGGAAACAGGUCAAACAGUCCUCUGACAUGUAAGGCAAUUGGAUUUGUCAUUUAUAUUUAACGGAUGGACCAGCUUUGGGAUCUCAUUCUAAGCCUUAUGGUCUACAAGGCAUAUCAAAACAUGGCAAUAAGCAAACCACUCUCACCUCUCAGACACUUGCACUGUGGUGUUAAAUGGUGAUAAACAGCUGCAGGUAUAACAGUGUAAUGGUCUUCAUUUGAACAGUAGCUCCUUUCCCCCAAAUUACAAUCUGAAUCUUGAAGCAAUGCUACAUGAAUAUAGUGUGUGGAGGGACUUGGACCAUGAAUUUAAGGAUACCUUUAUUGUGUAUUACAAAAAGGGGCCUUAAUGUAUUAGGUAGCCAACACAAGGCCUAAAGGGGUACUGUGUAACACUAUAAUGCUUCAGAAAGCGUUUAUGCUGUUAUGAUAGUUCUUGUACCCAUACUCUGUAAAGACAUGUUUGUGAUGCCUGUUGCUUAUGAACAUCUGUAAGAAUAUUGACAUUGUUCUACAGAUUUUACACGAAUGACUAUGAACUCUGAAACUGUUUACAAGUAUUGUGUGGGCUACAUUAAAAUGUAAAAACUUUAAACAGUUGUUCUUCUAGGAAUGAAGUGCCAUAUUUGCACUUACAUAACACCCAUUGUUAGUGUGGUAUCAAAUGGUUAAGCGUCUUAGUGAAUGCUGAUAUUCAAAUGUGUUUGUUAACAGUUUCCAUUUGUAAAAAAACAACAACUUUGUUUCCAGAUGAAAAGACAAUUGUAUGAGAAAUGAGAAUAAUAAUUACUGGAGUUAUGUGAUUGCUGCAUAAGGUGGCUGUUUGAAUGUACGUUUUCAUAAUGAUGGUUGCUUUGUAUUAAUGUCUGGGGUCAACAAGCCCACCCCUUCCGUACCCUAGAGUUUCGGUUGCGCUUCAGAAUCUCCCGCUGGGUUGACGUGGGGGUCGAGAUGGGUCACGAAUGUCACAUGAAAAAAAAAGUCCAGCAGGCAAAUUAAACUGCAGUACUACAGCAGACAGAGAUGGAGUGUAGCUGUUUUCACGAGUUUAAAAAACUAGUAACACUGUAAACUACAAAUCUUAACAUAUGACAGGUUAUGUCUUUAUAAGGUACGGGUCUCAGCGAAUGUAUUGGUUCAUUAGGUGUGCCAGGGUUGUGCAAGUCUAGGAGUGGAACUUCAGGGCCGAAAGGAUCUGCUUUCUAUGAGCUGUGAGGUGGUGGUUUGUCUAUUUUGCUAUUUUGCCAAAUAAUAAAAUGACUAAUUUUGUAAGAAUAAGCAUGCAGGUCACAAAGAAAAGGAACAAAAGGAUAAUUUGCAAAAAAAAAAAGGUAUUUUUUAUAUUUAAAGGUCUUAUGGCAUAUUUAUUACAUUUUUUGGGUGAAGUGAAAUAAGCUUUCUCAUUAAAGAAUUCUAACUGCACUGUAUGUUUCCAUCUCUCUUGCAACUUAAACUUUUAGCAAUGUGUACUCCACACAUUUAGAUUGGUAAUCAAACAAUUCACACGUGGCUCACAUUCUCACCUCUUAUUUAAAGGUAUUUUUGUAUAAGCCCUACAUUUCAGGGCAUGUAAUGUUUGGGACAUAUUGAUGUUAUGUACAUAAAUAAAAGUAGUCAUGUUUA